This is a messenger RNA of Leguminivora glycinivorella, 1013 nucleotides long. RefSeq names its product thiol protease aleurain-like. The transcript has 5 exons. Gene Ontology annotation, molecular function: cysteine-type endopeptidase activity. NCBI's taxonomy places the organism in Eukaryota, Metazoa, Arthropoda, Insecta, Lepidoptera, Tortricidae. The record is from RefSeq and is a predicted model, not a curated record. Gene Ontology annotation, cellular component: lysosome. The coding region runs from base 1 to 981 and encodes 326 amino acids.
AUGUUUCCGAUAUUUGUCCUGCUAAUACUUAGCACUGCAGCUGCUGAAGUAUUCGAAAAACCUUAUUACGACUUGAGCGAUGCCCACAACCUUUUCAAAGAAUUCGUCCAAAAAUAUGGCAAAGCAUAUAAUUCCGAAGAGUACUCUCAAAGACUUGAGGUUUUUAAGGAAUCUAUAGUUGAGAUUAAUGAACGGAAUGCAAUGCAUGCAGAAACUGUGUUUGAUAUAACACAAUUUGCUGAUUUGACCUUUGAAGAACGUCGAUCUCUUUCUGGUAGUCUAGUUGAGGAUCUUGAAAUGGUGACUGAGCUGGAACUUGGUCUUGAAGAGAUCACAGCUCCUGAAGAGUGGGACUGGAGGGAUCAGGGAAUCGUCACGCCGGUAAAAAGUCAAAUGGGCUGUGGUUCUUGCUGGAUUUUUGCUUCUAUUGGAGUUAUAGAAUCCCAGUAUGCCAUGAAACAUAAGAAACUCCUGUCAUUUUCUGAACAACAGGGCGUGGACUGUAUAGUGCAGGAACAUGUCCCGUACAAUUGCGCAGGAGGACUACCUUAUCUUGUCAUGGAUUACCACAAGAAAGUUGGUGUAGUACUUGAGAAAGACUACCCGUAUAGAGGAAAGCAAUCAGCAUGCCAAGUAGACCCGACAAAGGUCGUUACCAAGGUCAUGGAUUACACGGUCUACCAAACUGUAGACGAGGAAACAUUGAAACAGCUGGUGUAUCAAAUGGGACCUUUAGCAGUAGCCAUUGAUGAUGCUGACAUACUUUUCCAUAAGAAGGGCAUAGUGUACCCCCAUGAUUGCAAGAGCAAACCAACACAUGCUAUUUUACUCGUUGGAUAUGGUGUAGAGAACGGCACCAAGUAUUGGAUCCUCAAGAAUUCCUUUGGCACUGACUCUGGAGAACAGGGCUACGUGAGACUGGUGCGUGGGAUCAACGCUUGCGCUAUUAGGACACAAGCUACAACAUGUACUGUUGCUUAAACAAUUAAGUAAACAUAUAAAGAACAUAUAGA